Laetiporus sulphureus 93-53 is the source of this 1841-nucleotide messenger RNA. RefSeq names its product aminotransferase. NCBI's taxonomy places the organism in Eukaryota, Fungi, Basidiomycota, Agaricomycetes, Polyporales, Laetiporaceae. Gene Ontology annotation, biological process: biosynthetic process. The record is from RefSeq and is a predicted model, not a curated record. Gene Ontology annotation, molecular function: pyridoxal phosphate binding. The coding region runs from base 93 to 1547 and encodes 484 amino acids. The transcript has 15 exons.
CUACCUCUCCACCCUUCAACUCGUCCCCCGACAAGCCCUCGCCCACCCUCAACGUCAACAUCAAAGGUCAGGUCGAAGACGUUGUAGACGAGAUGAAGCACAACAGGAAGCACAAAGUAAAGCACGAAAAGGACUCCGAAGCGCACAGGAUCUUCCGUGAAAGUGCCGGCCAUGCGUCCAGGGGCCUUCCCCAGACGGUGAAUCCGGAUGAAGAGACGGUACCGGGCAUUCUGCACCCCGGUAGCACCGGUGUCAUCUACUGUUCUGACCGUGCUAUGGCCAACGGCUUCUCCUACACAUCCGUGCAUGAAUGGGCCAACCUCGGCCAGGGCGCCCCCGAAGUAGGCCAAAUCCCUGACGCCCCCCAGAAGCCCCAGGCCAUCCCUAUGCCCAUCGAAUCGCUCGAGUAUGCACCGACGACCGGUGUCAAAGCGCUUCGAGAGGCUGUGGCGAAAUUGUACAACUUAACGUACCGCCAGGGCAAGGUCAGCCAGUAUACCUAUGAGAACGUUUGCAUCGUCCCUGGUGGACGAUCCGGUCUCUCUCGUGUCGCUGCCGUCAUUGGGGAUGUCUAUACUUCAUAUCAAGUCCCCGACUACACCGCUUAUGAUCAAGUUUUGGGCGCAUUCAAGCGUCUUGUACCUGUCCCCACCACUCUCGAAGAAGAUGACGGCUACCGCUUUAACCUUUCGCAAGUCCGCAAAGAUAUCAGGACACAAGGCCUGCAGGUCAUCAUGGCGUCGAACCCACGCAACCCGACAGGGCAAGUCAUCCGCGAUCAGGAGCUGAAUGACCUUGUCGCGCUCGCGCGCGAUACGACGACGACGCUAAUCCUUGACGAGUUCUAUUCAUGGUAUAUCUACCCGGAGAAGGAGGAAGACUUCGGCAAGUCCAUCUCCUCAGCAGAAUUCAUCGACGACGUGAAUUCGGACCCCGUCGUCAUCGUCGACGGACUCACCAAGAACUGGCGCCUUCCCGGCUGGCGAAUCUGCUGGGUAAUGGGGCCAAGAAACCUCAUCACCGCUCUCUCGCAGUCCGGCUCGUUCCUCGAUGGAGGCGCCAACCAUCCUCUGCAGCUGGCGGCGAUCCCGCUACUUGACCCUGCGCGCGUGAAACUCGAGAAGCUCUCGCUGCAGCGGCACUUCAAGCACAAGCGGGACCACGUGCUCGCCCGGCUCAAGGAGAUGGAGCUGGAGGUGAAGGUACCCCCGCGUGCGACGUUCUACAUCUGGCUUGACCUGGGGGGUUUGCCUGCGCCGAUCAACAAUGGGCUGACGUUCUUCGAGGAGCUGCUGAAGGAGAAGACCAUCGUCAUUCCGGGUAUAUUCUUUGAUAUCAACCCUGCGCAUCGCCGCAACCUGUUCAAUUCGCCUUGUCACCACUUUGUGCGUCUGUCGUUUGGACCGCCGUUGGAGGAUCUGGACAAGGGUCUUGAUGCUAUCGCGCGUGUCGUGAAGGCAGCAAGGAAGGAGGGCGGUCCGCAGCACUUCGGGCAUAGCUACAAGAAGAGCAUAGACUCGCCGACGGCGCUUCAUCGCUUCGUUUGAGCGUGAAAUGAAGUUAUAGAGAACGCUGUACGUCUAUAUCUGGAAUUCUGAUACAUCUCAGAGCAUUAGAUAGUUUAGAAUGGUACGGGAUUCUUAUGAAAGCUCUGAAUGGGCAGCAGUUGUGUUGGUUGACUGCUUCCGAUAAGAUGCUAUUUGAUGCAUACAUGCGUGUGCAUUAGCGAUCGCAUAAAGGGUUGUGGCUCAAUUGGUGUUCGUGUGCUUUUAGGUCGUGCAGCAUACUAAUCAGUCUAGAGUCGUGGUUGACACUGCAGGCAUGAAGGCAUUUAUUCCCGC